GGGAAGCGCUCACAACAAACAGUCUCCAUGUUAGCUCUUCAGUCGGAGCGUCACUGUUAGCCGUGUUUUAACUGAAGGAGCUCACUCAGCUGAUUUAAAAGGUGGUGUUUGGUGUUACUGGACUGUACAGACGUUCCCAUCAUCCCUUGCAUUGUCUAGCUGAGGCAUCAUCAUCAUGAGGAGGAAGAGGACGAGGAGGAGGAGGGUGGUGCAGCCCGUUCUCUGAUCUCUGUCCAUCUGUAUGGAGGAUGUGGUUCUGCACUACCAGCCUGGAUCAGCUGUUGGGCUCAGCUCUCUGUUGGAGAGGACAGAGAAGCUUCUGGAGUCUUUCCCCUGCCGGACUCCUCCGGUCUUCACCCCCUGGUUCCCGGACGCCGCCGCAGACCUCCACCUGCCCAUCAGACCGGCCAAACCAGCUCCUGUUAUCACCGGAACAGACAUUCACACAGCACAAAACAAACCACAGAAACCCGACGCCAACGGUCUCGUUGAUCGUCCACCUGCAGAGACACCACCUGAGAAUCCACAAGAUGCCGUUGGUGUCUCAGGAACCCCAAAAUGUCUCCUCCCAGAGAGACAGGUCACCAGACUGCCUCCUGAAAACACAGACGGCCUCCUGGUCACACACUCGCCCGUCAAACGGUCCUGGAGCGUCUUCACUCAGAAAGGAGUCCUGCUGCCGAGCUCGCAGUCGCUGUCCAAGCAGUUCCAUCACAUGGUGUCCGUCCACAGGCUCCACCUCCACCAGAGGGCCAAGUGGGUCAUCAGUCAGCACAACUGUGGGGCGGCCAGGGACAUCGAACAGGUGUGGCGGGCUCUGAGCCGGUCCGUCCAGAGCUCCAGGCUGCCGACGUGCAACGCCAACAUCCAGAGGGAGCGGGCGGAGAUCUGGGUCUUCUGUGACGUCGCCCACUGUGAGCGGGUGGGACGUCUCCUGAAGGACGAGCUGCAGCUGUCGGGGAGGAUCGGCCUGUCGGUGCGAAGGCUGGGAAACAUCUUCAGCAUGUAGACUAGCUUCAGCCGGAACAUUACGAUCAAUACAGACACUCAGGUUUUUACUAAUCGUGUUUACAGGCUGUGAUUAUGAUCACUGGUCUUCUGAAGGACAGGGACAAACAUUUUUAUUAGUCAUGCUAACGUUAUUAGCGUAAGCCAAUGGCAUUUUACAUUGUAUAAAUUAGCCUAGCAGAGAUUUCCUCUCCUCAUAUGAAGCCAGGGACAACAGCAACAUUUAACAAAGGUACCGUUACAACAUUCUGCUCCAUUACAGCUCACAGGGUUCACUGACAACACAAUUUGUCUGACACACAAAUAUAAAUCCACCUGCUCCUGUGUAGGAGAGGUGGUGGAGCCUUUUGUAUAUCUGUGCCCACAGUCCGCCCAUGAAUGUGUGACUGCUGGACAAAAUGGUUCAAACUGGCUCCUAAAUCCAGGAUGUGGUGUUUAACUCGUCCAACACGUGACCAGGACUCUCCUAAAACAUGAUAACAGCAUAAACACUGAACGUACAAACUAUUGUCUGAACUGCAGCUUUUUACGCUGAGCGUUCUGUGUCAUGAAAACAAUCCUCAUCAAUAUUUUAUAGAACUCUGUUUCAUUAAUGAACUGAACCCUCGAACACACUCGUCUCUGUGUGUGUGUGUGUGUGUGCGCCAAAUGUUUCUGUGUGUUUAUGAAUCUGAGAACAGACGCUAGUGAAUGUAUUUCUUAUGUUGAUUUACUGAUGUAAAUAAAGGUUUAAUAUUUUUAA
Epinephelus lanceolatus (giant grouper) is the source of this 1750-nucleotide messenger RNA. It is a transcript of the gene shld3, whose product is annotated as shieldin complex subunit 3. Gene Ontology annotation, biological process: positive regulation of double-strand break repair via nonhomologous end joining; negative regulation of double-strand break repair via homologous recombination; positive regulation of isotype switching. Lineage: Eukaryota; Metazoa; Chordata; Actinopteri; Perciformes; Serranidae. The record is from RefSeq and is a predicted model, not a curated record.